Molecule: messenger RNA, 228 nt
Organism: Baudoinia panamericana UAMH 10762
Lineage: Eukaryota; Fungi; Ascomycota; Dothideomycetes; Mycosphaerellales; Teratosphaeriaceae
Exons: 2
Coding region: 1-228 (75 amino acids)
Source: RefSeq, a predicted model, not a curated record
AUGGCGGAUUACAAGGCUGACGAGGUUGCCUCCUCCGCUGGGGGACAGCAGCAGGACCGCUCGUCCACUGCUCGAAAGACAGCAGCUGGAGACGGCAGAAUGGAGAACAGUCUCGAGAUGAACAAGGCUAACAAAGUCGAGACUACGGAGGCAUCUGAUGUGGCAGGCCGCAAAGACAAGGGAACCGGUACCGGUCGGAUUGAGAAACUUAUGCCUGGCAAGAAGUAG